Bombina bombina (fire-bellied toad) is the source of this 491-nucleotide messenger RNA. RefSeq names its product acyl-CoA binding domain containing 7 (gene ACBD7). Lineage: Eukaryota; Metazoa; Chordata; Amphibia; Anura; Bombinatoridae. Bases 48 to 314 code for a protein of 88 amino acids. Gene Ontology annotation, molecular function: fatty-acyl-CoA binding. Gene Ontology annotation, biological process: fatty acid metabolic process. The transcript is spliced from 4 exons. The record is from RefSeq and is a predicted model, not a curated record.
CUGUACUAUUAUCACCGCCAGCUGAUCUGCAACAUUCUGCAUCUGACAUGUCUCCCCAGGCCAACUUUGACAAGGCAGCAGAGGAUGUAAAGAAGCUGAAAACCAAACCAACUGAUGAUGAACUGAAGGAGCUGUAUGGCCUUUACAAGCAGUCAACUGCCGGGGACAUAAAUAUAGAAUGUCCUGGAGUGCUAGAUCUGAAGGGAAAAGCUAAGUGGGAAGCAUGGAAUUUAAAGAAAGGUAUUUCCAAAGAAGAUGCCAUGACUGCCUAUAUUUCUAAAGCAGAUGAGCUGAUUGAAAAAUAUGGAAUAUGAUCUUGGUUUCUGAAAUAAUGUAAGAACAUUAGAGAACUCAGUAUAGCACUAGGAUCACUGAUUCCUGCUAAUAUUUUUACUACUUCUGUUUGUACAGUUAACUUAGGCUUUAUUUUAUACAGGAGCAGAAAACUGUUUUCUGUACUGCACCGACUUAUUAAACCAUUUUCCAAGUGA